Klebsormidium nitens is the source of this 618-nucleotide messenger RNA. Lineage: Eukaryota; Viridiplantae; Streptophyta; Klebsormidiophyceae; Klebsormidiales; Klebsormidiaceae. The record is from the annotation of a GenBank genome assembly.
AUGGAGGUUGCGCUCAAGAGUACGACUGAGCGUCUCUUAAGUUCAGCUUUGGCUGGGGUCACGCAGAGCACCACCGCAGGUCCGCCUUCCAAAACAGAGUGCACUCUGGUGCAAAAGAAGCGUGGCUUCAACGUGUUCAGAUUUGAGUACCUGAAAUGUCAGGUCGUCUCAGAUCCCGCCAGCGGCAGGCCUUCUGAGAGCUGGCCGACGCCCGGUUGCUUCCGCCCACCUCAAGCAUCUAGUGCUCCAUGCACUACAGCAGGUGUGCGUAGAUCUGUCGAAUGAAGUUGUGCAUGAAGUGCACAUCGGAGGGUCAACAUCUAGGUCUGCUUUCAAGAACUGAGCCAUCCUAUGAGAUCUGCUAAGAACAUGGAGCAGAUGGCACAAGAAGGACAGGGUAUAAGCUUGAGCUGUAUCACAGCGGAUGAAAAGUAGCACCAUUGGCUAUUCAAAUCUUGCCGUGGAUCAUCGUUGACACUCGGGUGCGUUGCCAGCCCCUCGACCGGAAUAGCGCCGCCGUUGGUCAAUGUAAACGUAGUCAUCCAGAGCGUGUCCAGUGAAAGAUAAUACGACUUAGCAAGCAUAUGCUUCGAUCGUUUGAAAUGCGGAGCACAUCAC